Drosophila elegans is the source of this 1036-nucleotide messenger RNA. RefSeq names its product ADP-ribosylation factor-related protein 1 (gene Arfrp1). Gene Ontology annotation, biological process: intracellular protein transport; protein localization to organelle; Golgi to plasma membrane protein transport. The record is from RefSeq and is a predicted model, not a curated record. Gene Ontology annotation, molecular function: GTP binding; GTPase activity. Gene Ontology annotation, cellular component: Golgi apparatus. Bases 76 to 678 code for a protein of 200 amino acids. The transcript is spliced from 3 exons. NCBI's taxonomy places the organism in Eukaryota, Metazoa, Arthropoda, Insecta, Diptera, Drosophilidae.
CCUGGACUGCGAGGAGUGCCAUCGCUAGCAGUGCAGUCAACAAAAAUUAAAGUUUGUUAUUUGGCCAAAUUUAAAAUGUACACAUUGAUGCACGGCUUUUACAAGUACAUGACACAGAAGGACGACUACUGCGUGGUGAUCCUGGGCCUGGACAAUGCUGGCAAAACGACUUACCUGGAGGCCGCCAAGACCACGUUCACCCGCAACUACAAGGGACUGAAUCCCAGCAAGAUCACGACCACAGUGGGCCUCAACAUCGGCACCAUCGACGUGCAGGGCGUGCGCCUCAACUUCUGGGACCUCGGUGGCCAGCAGGAGCUGCAAUCGCUGUGGGACAAGUACUACCAGGAGUCCCACGGCGUCAUCUACGUGAUCGACUCCAACGACCGCGAGCGCAUGGACGAGUCCAAGAUGAUCUUCGAUAAGAUGAUCAAGAACGAGCUGCUGUCCGGAGUGCCUUUGCUCAUCCUGGCCAACAAGCAGGAUCUGCCGGAUGUGAUGGGCGUGCGGGAGAUCAAGCCCGUAUUCCAGCAGGCAGGCGCCCUGAUCGGGCGUCGAGAUUGCCUCACCAUUCCCGUGUCCGCCCUGCAUGGCGAGGGGGUCGACGAGGGCAUCAAGUGGCUGGUGGAGGCCAUCAAGCGACAUGCGGUGGUCAGGCCGCCGCGGGAAAACGAUUAGAGCAUUGCGAAAAAGACACGGGCUCAUUGGCCCUCCACUGGCUUUAAUUAGACUUGUAUUUUUGUAUCUUUAGGGCUUAGCACUACGCUUAUUUGUAAUUAGCCGGAGACGAUUGUGAGAUACCAAACAUUGUACAUUGUUGUAAACGCGGGUAAACAGCCUUGCAACGGCCUUAACUAGCUUUGUUCUCCGCACACCCAUAUCUUUCUGUCAUGCCCAAAGCAGCUUAUACUUGAGACAACCCAAUUGUAAUGCUACUUUUGACUUGACAGAAACAUUACAGCAUAGGACAGGGAAUUACGAAUAAAAUUGUUAUAAUGGCGGAACCUGUACCGUUUAAUAAAGUAAAAAAAAGCAA